AGUCAGAUAUUUUUUACGGCAAAGAUGGCGUUCUUUGUAUUGUGAAGUCCAGGAGCUAUACACAAAUACUUUUUUAAAUUGAAAACGAAAAAAAUGUAGGUGAACCUCAAAAUUAUUAUUUUUUUCAUGUAUAAGCUAUCGCAAACGUACAUCUUCGUUACCAGGCUUUUUAAGAUCUGUCUUAAUUUAUUUCGAAAUGAAUGGCAUCGCGAGCUUGCAGCUAGCGUCCAAAAGCUAAAUGAUAUGAGAAUAAAGUCAGACUGAAUGGUAUCCUGAAACAAAAAAAGCCCAAAUAGUUGUGUACCGUUUAAUAAGCGUACGGGUCGUUUCUUCCAGGAUGAAGGUGGUCAAUCUGAAGCAAGCCAUCCUGCAGGCAUGGAAAGAGCGCUGGAGUGAUUAUCAAUGGGCCAUCAACAUUAAGAAAAACUUCCCAAAAGGAGCAACAUGGGACUACCUGAACCUUGCAGGUUAGAGGUGCAGAUCCUCUGGCUAAAUAGCAGUAGUGAUGCUGCUUUAUGUUGGAUCAUGAGUGUAAAUUCUGUCUUAUAUUCCAGAGGCCCUGAUGGAGCAGGCGAUGAUUGGUCCCUCCCCAAACCCUCUUAUUCUGUCUUACCUGAAAUAUGCCAUAAGUUCUCAGGUGAGAGUCAAGUCACUAGUUGGUAAAUUAAUAUGACUGUGCAACAAGUUUUCUUUUUGCCAGAUGUGAACAGUGCAUUUUUUUUCCUCAGAUGGUGUCUUAUUCUAGUGUCCUGGCAGCUAUCAGCAAGGUAACUUCUCCUUGAUCAUAGUUACGCCCUCAUUUGUAUGAUUUAAAAUGAAAGGUUCUCAUGGUUAUGUCUCUUUUCUGGUAGUUUGAUGAUUUCUCCAGGGAGCUGUGCGUCAAAUCCCUGUUAGAGAUCAUGGACAUGUUUUGCCAUCGUCUCAGGUAUAUGAAAUAAUCCAUGACAGUGUUUUUCCUCUCUUGAAAAAAACUGAAUGCAAAGGCUGUUGCUAUUUUAUAGCCUUACACAGUUGUCAUCCUUACUCUGGUAACAUAUCCUCGUGUUGUUAGACCAACCCAUUAAUCAGUGAAAAUGAAUAUGAGCUGGCUGAUAGGUCUGGCAACACUAGGCUACAAAUAACAUGUAUCAUGACCAGAACGCUACCACACAGGCACUGGCUGUUGUCACUUUUGGACAAAGCUGAUCAGUGUUACUGAUCACUUAAUAACAAGAAUAGCCUUGUUCUGCCUGUUAAUCGUUGAGUGACACAUUUACAUCUUAUUUAUCACUUUUGAAGAACGGUCAACAGCAAAGCUGCAUAUCUCUAACUCUGUAGUGAGCUAAGAUCUAGUCAGUUUGAUCAUUCUAUGUUUACCUUUGCCCAAGGGGUUGCGCUAUUAACAAAAUGUGAGUUUAUAAGAAAGGGCCUAACAUUUUUCCCAUAUAAACUUUAUCUGCUUCUUCUCUCCUUCCAAAGCUGUCACGGAAAAGCAGAAGAAUGCAUUGGGCUGUGUCGAGCCCUGCUGGGAGUGGUUGUUUGGCUGUUGCAGGGCUGUGCCUGGUACUGUGAGAAGCUGAGAGAACUUGGUCCGUCAGCCAGCACUGAGGCUAGUUUGAGGGCCUGCCAGGAGAGGCUUCAAAAUCUGAUGAAUAGUAACAAGAACAGAGCGCUGGUCCACAUCGCAAGGCUGGAAGAACAAGGUGCUUGUUUGCUAGCAUGCUAGAGUGAAAAUAAUGUCACAAACAAUGAUUAUUGUAAAAGCACUACUCUGGUUUCUUUUCUGUAUAAUCUAAUUUACAAUAGCUGGUUCCUGAAUUGAAAAAAAAGUUAUUCUGCAUGAUUGUUAUUCUGCACAUCUUAUGGUUUCUCCCUUCCCCUAGGUUCUUGGAGCAAUGUAGAGCAGUCAAUGCUGAAAGUCACAGAGGGCCUGAGCUGCAUAUCCAACCAGACACUGAGAACUAAUUUAGAGGAGAGCUUGGCUUUAGUAAAAGGGUGAAGAUUAACAUCUCAUUCAUCAACAUUCAGCACAUAGUGCCUUCACUGCAGCCUACAUUUAAAGGAGCCUGUUUGAAAGGACAUCAUAAUUCAUUUCCUUCCUCUCUAUCUACAGUAUUCCCUCGAUGCUAUCAGUGCAGUGCGACCCGCAGCUCCAUUCCUCUUUCCCAUCCAUUCAUGCCUUAAUUAUGCUGGAAGGGACCAUGAACCUGACAGGAGAGACACAGCCACUGGUGGAGCAGCUGAUGAUGAUUAAGAGAAUGCAGGUGAAUAUUUAGUUGCAGUUCAAUAAAGUGCUUAAUCUUCCUAAAAAACUAUUUUGAAACUGAGUUUGGAAACUUACAUUUAAGAAAAGUGCCCAUAAAGUCUUUAAACAAUUAAAGUCUGUUGAUGGUAAGUAAACUAUUCACUAUAGGGGUAUCAUACAGGUGACUAGGAAAAAAAACUACAUAUAUUGGGUGCACUGACUGACUAUAAAGCUUUAUUUUAGUUGUUUGUAUUUAGUUUUUAUGCAGGGCUUCGGUUUAAUUGUCUGUCCCCAACAGCAAAUACCUGCUCCUCUGUUUGUCCUGGAGAUUUGGAAAGCCUGCUUCACUGGCCUGAUUGAGUCACCAGAGGGCACAGAGGAGCUUAAAUGGACUGCCUUCACAUUCCUCAAAGUAAGAUUUAUUUCAAAGAUGACGAACGCUCCUCCCUCCUGCUUGUGAGCUCCCUUGGUCUUUGUUUGGCUUAACUGUUUCUUUUCCAUAACGUGUUAAAUAUAGGUAACAGCUGUUGUUGAGCAAAGUUCAAGCUCAUUCUCGCUCUUCUUCACAGGUUUAUACUGUAUUAUAUGAUUGAAUUUCUACUCCUUAAGUUUGUUUCUCUUUGCUUUUUCUUAAUACAUACAGCUGUCAGUGUAUUAUAUGAUAGAGUGAGGUUUUAGGAUGGUAUUACUGCAGCUCAAACAUGCUGAAUGAUUUGCUUUUCUUGCAUCUUUUCCCCAGAUUCCACAAGUUCUUCUGCGACUAAAAAAGUAUCCUCAGGGUGACAAAGGACAGGUGAAACAUUUGAUCUCAUGAUCUCUAUUUUUACCGAAUGGAAAUAAAUGAAAAAGCAUAGAUGUUGGUGUUUAAAAGGUCAUUCCCUUCACUUUUUUCAAAUGUUUUUUUUUUUUCCCCAGGAUUUCAUGGACGAUGUAAACAUUGCAUUUCAGUACUUACUCAAGCUUACACCACUUCUGGACAAAGCUGAUCAGAGAUGCAAGUAAGAAUCCUAUUAUCACUCAGACAUUCAGCGCAAGAAAAAAAAAAAAGGCAAAAUCCCCAUCCCAACCAGCCCCAUGACUCAUGUAAUUUCCUUCUGCUUCUUCACAAAGCUGUGACUGUCUUGGCAUGCUCCUCCAGGAGUGUAACAAGCUUGGUCUGCUGUCAGAUUCAAACACAGCCAGCCUCACUUCAAAACGGUACGGGUUCCAAUUUCUCAGUAAACAAACACUGAAGGAGAACGUUUGAGGGAAAGCACUGUCACAAAAAUUAAGACCAACCAAUCAAACCCAGCUUUUGUUAUUUAAAUGAUUCAUCCAUGCGUUUUUGUUCACCAUAUUCACACAAUACACUGCAUCCCUGCACCCCUUGUCCCCGUUCUUGCUUUCUUUCUCUCUCUCUCUUCUGUCUCCCCCUUUCUUUCCCUCCCCCUCUGCACUUUUGAUUCAGGACUGAGGACAGGGAGUUUGCCCCAAGGCAAAAGACAGCUGAAAAUGCAAACAUCCAGCCAAACCCAGGCCUCAUCCUGAGAGCUGAGCCCACUGUCACCAACAUUCUUAAGGUAGAGCACCUGAUCCAACCUGGACAAAGUAUUCAUUAACUGUCAGGUUAUCUUCGUCUCAAGUAGUGGUCGAAGUAGAGUAGGUGUUGUUACGUCUGGAAAAAAUAGAAGAAAUCUGUGACCAUUUAGUCAGUCAUUUAAAAAAAUCAACUUUAAUUCAAAUGAAAUGUACUGAUGUUUCUGAUCUAAGAGGAAACAUCUGUUGGCUGUAUAGAAAAAUAGACAGCACAUCUCCACCUCCUCUAGCUGCUCUAAAUAAAAUCAAAAUACCUUCGAUGGUGUUGGUGAGGACAUUUUCGGAGCCACAGUCAGUCAGAAUUCCUGUGAGGAGGUUUUUGAUGUUUGUAAGAGUAACUGAAUUUCAUACUGAUGACUUUUUCAGAUAUACAAAAGCAGAAAAAACAAUCAGCAACAAGACAGACAUUUUUUAUACUGUAGUAUUUAAUGCAUAACAGUGGUGCAAGGGGGUAGGUGUCAGCCAAGCAGCUGAAGAAACAGCUCUGUUUUUACAGUUUCAUCUUGAAAUAUCGACAAUAAAUGACACAUUUGACCAUUUAAAGUCGGCAGAAUGAGAUUUUUGGUCACUACUUGAGCACGUGGAGGGUGAGAUAACAAAAGGUUGCUCUGUCUACAGAAAGUGCCAAAAUCGACACAGACUGAAAGUUCCUCACAGGAUCUUUAAGUAAGGAUUGGCUGGUUGAGCCUCAAAAUUGGCACCCCUCAUGUUGGCCAAAACAUGUUUAACUCACUAGUUAAACUGCAAAGAUUUCUCAGGUCUGACCAGUCCACUGCAGAACAGCUUCUUUUGUAUUUAAAUUAGACUCUCAACGUUAAGGAGUAUUCUUUCAUUUGUCAGGAGUAGGCUUUCUGGCCUAUGUGUUCGUUGAGCAGGUGGAGCCUCAAAUGUUUUGACUUAACUUAUGGAGAGCUGUAAUUUUCCUUUUUUUAGUGUGCAGUAAUAAUAAGAAAAUUCUAGAAGUAAAAGAAUUGUGAUUAAAAACGGUUCGCAAUGAUGACAGCAAACUUUUUUUAGAAGAAAUAUACACAUGACUCUUUUUAUUCUCAUUUGAUAGACAGUUGAUGCAGACCACUCUAAGUCUCCUGAGGGACUUUUGGGAGUCCUGGGUCACAUGUUGUCCGGAAAGAGUCUGGAUCUGCUUUUGGCAGCAGCAGCAGCCACUGGGAAACUCAAAUCCUUUGCCCGGAAGUUUAUCAAGUAAGUAAAUCACUAAAGUCAUCAUCCAUGAUAGGCAUAUUUGAAAAGGUUGACAGAUUAAAGAGCUGUGAUUCUCGAGUCGGAAACUCUUUGGCUUUGAAAGAGGUUUUUAACAGGGUUGGGGUUUUUUUCUGUUUCUUUAAGGCUCAAUGAGUUCCCAAAGCACAUCAGUGGAGAAGGAUGUGAGUUCAAAUACAAGAGUGACAUCUUCCAGUGUGUGAAUUUCUUCCUUUCUUGACAUUAUUUCUUCAACAUGAUGUUAACAUUCAGGAUUUUCCUCUCCUCUCUCUUAGCCAAGUCUGCGUCAGUACGGGCCCUGCUGUUUGACAUAUCUUUCCUUAUGCUCUGCCAUGUGGUGCAGACAUAUGGAUCUGAGGUUAGUUCAUUUUGAGCUGGAGCUGUCAGAAAAUCUAAUGUCGGUAACUGCAGGGUUACAGGUUCUGUGUGUUUUUCAUCAGCCUGCUCUUUCAGUGUUAGGCCACCAGAUGUCCAGAGAGGACUGUGCUGUAGUGAGCCUACACUUACUGCAGUAUCUCUCUAAAGAGUAUUGCACUUGUAACACAUGCCUGCUAUGUCCUUUCUUCCCAGGUGAUCCUGUCAGACCCCAGCCCUUCAGGAGAGACCCCCUUCUUUGAAACAUGGCUGCAGACUUGUAUGCCUGAGGAGGGUAAGACUCUGAACCCUGACCACCCCUGCUUCAGACCAGAGCCUGGCAAGGUGGAGAGCCUGGUCACCCUGUUGAACAACUCCUCUGAGAUGAAACUGGUGUAAGUUUUAUGCUUAGAGAUUAAGCUGAUGAAGACGGCUAGUUGUGUGUGCUUUGAGAUUUUAUCCUCAAUUAUGUAUAAUACUGCACUUAAGAGUUUUUUCAUAAUUCCAAAAUCGAUCAUUCUUGUUCAGUGUUGAAAUGUAUUUAUAAACAUGAACUAGUUUCACUUAACUGUGCUGUAGAUGUAAGAAUUUAUAAUUGUCACUCCACCUUUGGCUAAACCUGCAUAUCCCAUCACUCCUCAGCCAUCUUGUCCAAUAAUGAAAGAUGUUGAAAACAUGAAGCCCUUUCUCAGCUGUACACAUCUACUCCUCAAAUGAAUGCCCACAAUAUACUACUAUUACCCAAGACCUCUUAUUUUUGAUUCAAGCAAAAAAAAAAAAUACAUUUGUUGUUCAGUUGUUGUUGUAGCAGCUACAAAUUCGGGAAAUUCCUGGCACUACAUGUACCACACACACUAUUCAAAUCACUGAAUAUUUUAAAUGUCAGCAGUUUACAGACAGUAUUAGUAACGGUUGAAAACAAACAAAACAUAGACAGUAACUUUACUGUCUAGUUUAUUAUAAUGGUACAAAUAAACUUUGGAAAUUGGAAAGUUUAAACAAAACUGGUAAUUUAACAACAUCAGCGAUAGAUAGAUAGAUAGAUAGAUAGAUAGAUAGAUAGAUAGAUGGCAAACAAAGAUAAAGCAAUGUGACACAAAAUCAAGCUUACAUUAGAUACUCUCUGAGCAUCGUUUUAUCAAUCUGUACAAUGUUGUUGUUCGUAUUUUAAAAGAAGAACUCCACAUGUUGCAGUAUAACUUUUAAGAUUUCAUUGUCUAGUUUGUUGUCAGUUACCAGACUACUUUACAAUUCAUUCAUUCCUUUGAAUCAAAUUUAUUUAAAUCCUCACUUAUUAGUCUUGAUGCCCUAAUUAUGGAAUUCCUUUUUUAUUUAAGUCAAGUGAAAUGGCACGAAAUCUGCCUCAGUACCCCAGCGGCCAUCUUGGAAGUCCUGAACGCUUGGGAGAACGGAGUUCUUUCCGUGGAGGCAGUACAGGUGAGACAAACCUUUGGGUUCUUAGAAAUUUGUGGGGUUAUGACCUUUUAGCACAGGAAGGAAAUUCAGUUAUAUUUUUGAGGUAAAACUUUCCCAAAUGAUUCUCAGGUAAAACCACAAACAUCCAAAACAUGUCUUAACAUGUCUUAAAAGUUGUCGUUUUUUCUUUUUUUUUUCACACUUGUGGCUUAACUUGUUGCCAAACACAUCAUGACAAACUCUGAGGAAACUGACGUACAAAACUAUGUGAAAAACAUUAAUGCUCAGUGACGUAACAAACUCAUGUAGAUGUUGCUGACGACUUAUUUUCCCUUUUCCAAGCAAGUGCUCUUAGCACGCAAAGUGGAAUGAUGCUGUUUUAGUCACUCUCCCCUCUCUCUUUGACCUAACAGAUAGCCUUACCACAUCCUUCCUUCCUUCCUCUUUCCUUGCCACUGCCACUCACUUCACCCUCUCCCCCUCUCUCUCUCUUUCUCUCUCUGUGAGUUCAGAAAAUCACAGACAACAUCAAGGGGAAGGUGUGCAGCAUGGCUAUCUGCGCAGUGGCCUGGCUGGUGGCCCACGUCAGAAUGCUGGGAAGGGACGAGAGGGAGAAGCCGCAAACUAUGAUCCGACAGCUGGUUACCCCGCUGUAUGGAGAGAACACACUGCAGUUUUACAACGAACGGUACAAGCAACUGAGACACCACAACCUCAGAGGGGGGCAACUGAUUUUUUUAGCAUGUUGGCUUUUUAUUGGUCAGUGAAUAAAAAAACCACAGUAGUGUAAGGUAUUGGUUAUUAUUUUUAAAAAACACUGAAGUGACAUAUUCUCUGAGACUUAAUUCUACACCCACUAAUUAGACCUGGAUCAAAAGUUUUCUUAGAGGAUUUUCUUAUAAAGAAAUACUGUACAUUAAAUGUAGUUUUAAUAUGAAUUUGCUAGUAUUUCAUUAUAAUGAAAAAAAAAAAACAUUUUAUCUGAUGAGGCUCAUCUUAAUCCACCAUUUUUCAGCAUUUAGCAAGUUACAGUGGUAGGGAUACACCUCCUUUUAACAGGUAGUAGCCUUGAACAAAGCCAGAUCCAUGUUAGAUAGCCGUCUGCUGCAACUUUGUUAGGUUUGGAAAGAGGAAGGAAAGAUGGACAGGGCAAAAAUGACGACAACAAUAGUGUUAUGCAGAGUCAUGCUUAUAGUACCAUUUUUCAUGAUGAGAGUAAAAGUACUGUUUCCAAGAACCGCAACUUAAUUGGCUGAAAUUAAUUCAGUUUGUACCAUUUAAAGCCACCGAAUAUAAUACUGAAAAGACAGACUUCCAACAAGAAUUUGAGGGAAUCGAUUUUUCUUUUCUUAUUAUAUUUAAUUCAAUCUUUUAAGGUUGGGUAGGCAGGAUCUGAGAAAGCGACAGUUUUUAAGAGAAAUCUUAAAUGUAAACACGACCCAACCAGUUUUCUCCUCAGCUCCUCCUCUCCCCUCCAUCUCUGCUCCAGCAAGCCCCGCCCACAAACAGACGCUCCUGCUCGGUUGCAUCAUUUUAAUUAAAUUCAGAUAUAAUGCAGAUAAAUACCUCAAAUAAUUACAUAUGGAGCCCAGUCAACGUGAAAGUAAAACGCGUUGGUGCUACUUUAGAUGCCAACAGACUACCAGCAAACACAAUGUUUGCAGGACUUCUACAACUAGGAUAAAGUGACAUAUUCCAGGACCUGAGGUAAACAGUUUAGUGGCGCUACAACAUGCAGCAGGUCCCGUUUGACAAGAAACACUUCUGUUACAGACACUAAGCUUACUUUGUUAAAGCGGUUUACCCGUCCAGCAGAAAGGUUACAGGGUCCGUAAGAUCCCGAAACAUCACCCAUCGUUUACGUUUCAUUGUUGUCGACCCGGCUUCUUAGCUCUUGUCUGGUCUACCUCCUGUAAUGUUGACUACACAGGCAUAAGAGAACACAGCGAUAUUGUGAUAUUCCCAAAUGUCAUCAAUAACUAAUAGCUAUUGACUGAUAUUAAGAGCUUUUUUGUACACCACAAAAAAAGAUGCUUAUUUAACAGAAUCCUGCCUACCCAACCUUUAAGUGCUUCACUGAGAGUUACAAACAGCCAGUAUGAUCCUAUAGGCAAACGCAGAAGCAACUAGUACAUGUUUCAUGCUUAUACAUUUAAAUCUAUGCAAAUAUUGUUCCUUGAAAUACAACAUAUUUUUUUCUUUCUGAGAAACUUGAGUAUGUCGAACAGGCCUUAGGUGUCAUCAUGCACAUUUCUGGCACUUAAAUUGAAUCAGAUCAUAAUAAUGGUGGCAGAGUUUAAAAAAAAACAUAUUGUUGUCAAAAAAAUGUGACCUGCUGUAACUGUGCGUACUUUAAACCUUACCAUAUGUUUAGAUACAGGUCAAUGUUCAGUUCAACUAGUCUCCACUAAAUCACAGCAACACUAACUAAGUCUAUUUUCCCAUUCAGUGUCAUCAUCAUGAGCUCCAUCAUGGAGCACAUGUGUGCCGAUGUCUUCCAACAAACAGCCGCGACUCUUCGUCCCCCAAUGGAAGGCCAGGAGCCGAUCCCAUACCGCAACCUGCUGCCGGCCAAAGAUCCCAUUCAUGUGGCUCUCAGCAAGCAGUUCCAGACAGUGCUGCGGAAAGGCUGGGUGGACAGCAGGGCGCUACAUCUGUUCGAGAGUCUUCUCAAUAUGGGAGGGGUCUUCUGGUUCACUAAAAAUCUGGUCAAGGUAAGAAGACCAGUAAUAUCUGCUGCACCUUCAGCUAAGAGAAAUAAGAUUCUUAGAAGAAGUAGACUCUUGUCAGAAUUAUACAUUGAGAUAUUAAUUAUAUCACUACUUCUUGUAAAAACUUUAUUCUCACUCAUAAAAAUUGCAAUUACAGCUACCGUGAGAAGUUCUGCAGGGGUUAUGAAACUGGCUGAUAUGGGAACAGAUGCUACUUUGUCAUCUGCAAACGCAAACCAGGCCACAAGCAACAACUCAGCAUUUCUGUCGAGUCAUUUUUAGUGUCUGUAACCAGUGCAGGGGUGGAAGGUGUCAAAUAAAGUAGUGAAUGGCUAUAGCAGCCUUAGUUUACAUUCUUCACCACAAAUAUAGGUGGGAUGUGUUUGACUUUUAAAUUACGUGUGAUGACCUUUUUGGUACACUUUAUCGGAAUCCCACUCCUCGAAUGCAUCAUUAGCAUGUUUAUGAAGACUCAUGAAUGCAUCAACGGGCUUUAUAACAAUCCUUAUGAGUGAUUUUAAGCACUCACAACAUUUAUAGAGUACUGUAAGCAAUGAUCACAAUGCCUUCUAAAGAUAUGUUUCAAAAUGCAUUAAAUAGCUUUUUUAUAAACUAUAGAUGCAUUUAUAAGGCUUGAAAAAUGUGCUAAUAAUGCAUAACAAGACGUGGGUCUAUGUAAAGUGUUAACAUUUCCAAAGAGGUCACCAAAAUCACUUAACAGGAGCUGAAAAAGUACUAACAUUUACAUUGUUUUUCGCAAAAAGUUCUUUCAAGAUAUCUCAAACUUUUGGUCCUAUUCAGAAGCCCUGAACAGACAUAUGCUCAAACAUUUUUAUUAUAUCUAAAACUUAGCAAGGACCCUUUUGUAGAUUAGAGGAAAACCCAGUAUUUUGCAACCAAAGGCUCCCUAAACAUGAAGACGUUGUCUGCGUCUUGUUUCAGGAGCUGCUUAAGGAGACUCGGCAGGAGUGGGCCAAUCGGGCCGUGGAGUUACUCUACAGUAUCUUCUGCCUGGACACUCAGCAGAUCACACUCACCCUGCUGGGAACCAUCCUUCCUGAACUGCUUACUGACUCUGCCCACUGGCAAAGCUUAGCAGAUCCCCCAGGAAAGGCACUGGCUAAGUAAGAGACGCUUAAUUCAAAUGAUUUUGAGUGUUGUUUUGUUAUUUUAGGUGGUUAACUGUGCUCUCUUGACGACUCCUUAGGUUGUCUGUGUGGUGCGCGCUCAGCUCUUACUCUUCUCACCACAAAGGCUCAUUCUCAGCUCGCCAGCGCAAAAGACAGAGAGAAGACAUUGAGGUACAAAACAACAAAAACCACGUGCUUCAUUUGCGUCAUUAGGGCUGAGUUUUCAUGUUGUCGAAACACUUUUGUUUCCCAGGAACUGAUAUGAUCAGAUCUGUGGAAACAAUGAUUUAAUGCCUUAUAAUCUACUUGAAAUGAGCCAAGUAAUAAUAACUCAUGUAUUUUUGACCACAGGACUACAACAGCCUCUUUCCUCUGGAUGACACUCAGCCAUCUAAACUCAUGCGCCUGCUCAGUUCCAACGAGGACGAGCCUGUAGCCCUAUCCAGUCCAGGUCAGUCUAUUAAUGUCUGGGCUUCAACGCAGGGUUUAAUGAUGAACCCUGUGGCCUCCCAGUCAGUCUGAGCUGAGGAUUAUGCAAAUACCAGAUGGUUUUAAAAAGCAAAUACACUCCGUUCUUGUAGGCUGUUGCAGAGACAGAGGCUUACAUGUGAUUGUUUUUACUGUCAACAGGCUCAUACUUGAGCACUGCAGUCUCAUGUGAGAAUUUUUUAUUCCAACAGUACACGAUGAAAACACAGGAAGGUGUUGAUUUCUAGUCACGAAGGUAUUAUAUCUUAGUUCAAAAACACUUAUUUUGUCUCACUUUGAAUCUGUCUGAUUCAAUCAGCAUUCAGACACAACUGCCCUGAGAAUUUCAGUUGAUUACAGCUCACUUGUGGGUGUCAGUGACCUAAGUGUUGCAUGACUUCAGGGAAAAAAGUGCCAACCUCUGUUCAGAUGGAAACUAGCAAGGGUUGUCUUUCCUUCAAAUUUAAAUUAGCACCUCCCAUUCUUCUAAGAGGAAAGUAAUUUAGAAACUGGUCAUCUUUAUCAAAAAUUUCCAGGCCCUUGAAGCUAUUUUUACCCUCUGCCAAAAGUUUAAUAAAGCUACCAGAAGAAAGUAAACAAGAACUUUGAUUUGCUGUCAAGAUAAAAUAAAUGGACUUAUUUGUGAGUGAGAAAGCUCUGUCAAAACCAGUCAUUUCAUUUUCUUUGUUACAAGAGUAUUUUAGGAACAGAGAGAGAUUGUGAAAGAAGACAGCGGAAGGAUGUCUUCAAGACUUUCAGAGUCUUGAGUCAGGACUUCAUUCAUUCAAACCACCACAUAGACAUUUGGGGGAUAGUUUUAACUUCCUCAUUAAUGUAGCAUGUUACACUUUUUUCCCUCAUAUGUUGAAAUGAAAACAAACUUCAUGUGUCAUAUGUGAUGUCAACAGGAGAUAGAUCUAUGAGCAGUUCUCUCUCUGCGUCCCAGCUCCACACUGUCAACAUGAGGGACCCUCUCAACAGAGUCCUAGGUGAGAAAAAUGAACCAACAUGCAUCAACUCUUUCAUAAACUAGAUAUACUCUUUAACACUAGGCUCCAUACUAGGCAUCAAAGGUGACGUAUUGGAUGUUUCUGAUCGGUAUCAGUACCAGUAGAGUACACCACAUACUGCUGUAAUACAAAUAUAACUGUAUGGCAUUUCUACUUAAAGAACUGUAAACCGUUUUACCAGGGUUAGGGUAAUAUUGAGGUAAUAUUUAAGGGGUAAUGUUUUAAUUCGAGUUGUCUUGUCAAGGUAGUGAGUUCACAUCAGAUGGUCAAAGCUGCUCUUUACAGUAUUGCAAAAGCACUUUUUAAAGGUUUUUCAGCCACCAAAGCAAACCAGAUCCUCAGUAUUAAGACUGAUUGUUUCUAUGUAGUUAUUUUAAAUGUCUAACACUAAUGGACGCAGGUAAUUUUUUCAGUCAUGUGUGGCCCAGGACCUUAGUGACCGUACAAGGAAUGUGAAAAGUAGAACCACCCCCUCCACAAAUAGUGUUUUACUGGAAAUUGACAUGAAGAUGAGAUAGAGAAUAAUACUGGAAAUUUUUCCAGACCUUUUGUUCUUUGAAUCUGUUUGAUGACCCAUAGAUAAAGUAGAAAUAUGAGUAAGACUUUGAUGGUCUAUGUGAUGGGAAAAAAAGUCUUUGUCGUGAUAAUGAUUAAGCAAGUACUCAAAGUGAAAAUACCUUAUAUGAUUUUGUCCUUAGCUUUCCUUCCUUCCUGCAUGAAUAACUUCUUUUUAUUGAUGCAUCUUUUUAAGGUGUUUUUUUUCCUGUGAUUGUUUGGGUCGCAUUUUGGAUUGUUGUUUACCCUGUAGGGCUGCCUUAUAAUGGGAAGGUGACAUGUUUUUAUUGGAAGUAGUGGGAGUUUUAGUCUGUACCUCAUUUUGAUGUUAUUUGUGAGCUUGCAGAGUCCACUCUUGCACAGCUGUUGUUGCACAACUAUAAUCAAACUCACUUUCAGUGAGUUGUGUUGACCCAGGGAAUAAUUUGCCAACCUUUCAAACAUGAGAAUCUGUUAACAUUUAACCAUACCUACAAACUCACCAUUACAUCUCCUGCCACCUGUCCUCCUCCUCCUCCUCCCUUUCCUCUUCCUCCUCCCUUUCCUCAGCCAACCUCUUCCUCCUCAUUUCCUCCAUUGUGGGCUCAAAGAUGGCUGGACCUCAUACCCAGUUCGUACAGAGCUUUAUGGAGGAGUGUGUUGAGUGCCUGGAGCAGGGGAGCCGUGGAAGCAUCUUGCAGUUCAUGCCCUUUACGAUGGUGAGUCACGAGCUGGGAGGGGAGGGGAGGCCAGACAGGUGAAGAUAAGGAGGGAGAGAAUGAGCUGUUGCAUCAGACAUUAUCGGGAUGUGCUAGUCCAGCUGGAAAAGUUUUAAAUCUGAGGGAGACAGUCCAAGGGUCAAGGGUUUUGUGGUUGUAAAAAGUCAUUUUACAACGGUGAGACUGUUCAGUACUUGACAGAAAACACGUGUUCUUCUGUUGAAGUCACUCAAAGUUUAAAAUGACAUAAAACCUUUAACUUUACUCUUAAAUAGUGAUGAUAAAAUGGAAAACACAGAUUGAGGAGUAAAAUCUGCAUCUGUUUUAGUAGCAGAGAAUGAGUUGACAAAUAGUCCAAACUUGCCCCCUCAAUCAAUGUGACAAGAUUACAUCAAGCUUUAAGGAGCAUGAAACCUCCAACUAUUCAACAGCACACACACUCUACAUCUGAAAAAUAAUCCUUAUCUGUCUUUUCCUACAUUCAGGUUUCAGAGCUGGUGAAGCUGCCUGCUCUAGCCAGACCCAAAGUGGUCCUGGCCAUCACUGACCUGUCCCUGCCGCUGGGGAGGAGAGUUGCUGCCAAAGCCAUCUCCGCUUUAUAACUGUGGGUUUAAUAUUACUCCCUUUUGGCCCAGUUUUGACAGAACAGAAUUUGAAGGAAACACUUUGUAUUUUUUCUUACAGUGCUAGUACCCCUGAAAGUGGCUGAACUAUGUAAAGAAUGGAGACGUCAAUCCUGUAUUGGAUAUGUCUUUAAUCAUGUCCCUGUAAACACUGUUUAACUGUUUUUUAUGUUCUUUUUCACACUUAAAAUAAAUGUGUAAAUACUUUUUAAAGAAAAGAAAUAAACUGCCACCUUUUCAUUCUAAUCAA
Molecule: messenger RNA, 14232 nt
Organism: Xyrichtys novacula (pearly razorfish)
Lineage: Eukaryota; Metazoa; Chordata; Actinopteri; Labriformes; Labridae
Source: the annotation of a GenBank genome assembly